Messenger RNA from Trichomonas vaginalis G3, 864 nucleotides. Its product is annotated as protein of unknown function, DUF4106 family. NCBI's taxonomy places the organism in Eukaryota, Parabasalia, Trichomonadida, Trichomonadidae. The annotation marks the transcript as partial. The record is from RefSeq and is a predicted model, not a curated record. The transcript has a single exon.
AUGAAUGACCCCACUAUGUUGCAACAAAUGUCAAGCAACCCUAUGCUUUUAAACCGAGUUAUUGGUGCACAGAGUGGAGGUUUAAGAGCGGCACUUUUAGCGAAAAUGGCAGGCUAUGGUGGAGCUGCAGACGGAACAGCUUAUAACCCUCAAAGUCAAAUGAAUUUGAGUUCACUCAAAAAUCAAAUAACAGAUGUCAAAAAGUCAAACAUAGACAUACAGAAACAAAUAAGUGAAAACGAAAAGAAACUAGAAUAUGACAGACACACAAAGAAACUAAAUGAGUUAAACGUAGAGAAAAAGAAGAAAGAAGAACAACUGAAAGAACUAAGUACAGAGGAAUAUGCGAAAAAAGUGUCAGAAAAAGCAGCAGAAGUAGCAAAAAUGGAACAAGAUGUUAUAAAUUUGAAAAACCAUACUACUCAAUAUAAAGUACUGAAAGAUGAAGAAAUAAAACAAAAAGCCCUGAAGACAUAUAUGGAUAGCGAUGAGUAUAAAAAAGAAGUUGAAGCAAAUGUAAAGGCAGAAAAACUUUUACAGUUGCAAAACCAAACCGUACAGUAUGAAAACUUAGCACAAGAAAGUAAAAAUAACGACGCAGCCAUGCAAAAGGCAAUGAAAAGCUCAGAAUAUAUAAAAGCUAAUAAUGACUGGUUAGAUGCCCAAGCCAACGCCAAAGCAGCCCAACUUAUAGGGUCAAUAAGGACAAAAAUACAAGCGGAUGAAGACAGUUCAAAUGAAGCUUUAAUGAAUGCUGACUUUAAGAACGCCUUCGAAGCUCUUCAUAGUAAGGUGAAACUAGUGAACGACUUCUCAUCUGGAAAGAAACUGAAGUCUGAAGGUUUCGACAAAGAGUUAAGAGAA